CCCCGCCGCACACACCCCCCCCCCCAUCGGAUUCAGGGUGGGAGGUUGGAUCCUCAAAAGCCUAGGAGAUUCCUGCUUCAGCCUCAGGGUUUGGUUCGAACUCGUGGUUCGGGAGUCCUGGCCACCGAGGAGAGAAUCCUGGCGUCCUUGAGUUUUCUCAGAAGUGGUUCGGGUUUCAGGGAGGCGGCGAUUGUGGGUGGCCGGGCAGCCUGCCUGCCGCCCCCGCCCACCACCCUGACCGCGCCGCCAGGUUCGCAGCGCGCCUCGCCCGAGGGCCCGGGGCCUCUGCGCCGCGCGGCGCCCCUGUGCGCGCACCUGGCAGCCGACGCGGGCCUAGCGGAGCGCCGGGCAUGCCCUCCCCGGCGAGCCCAGCAAGCGGGCUGGCCGCCGGGCGCCCUGGGGAGGCGGCGGCGCCGCCCUGGGCCUGGAGCUCCGAGCCCGUGGACCCUGGGGCGGGGGCGCCGCCUCUCCCCAAAGGUUCCGGGCGCGGCGAGGCCGAGACGCGGGAGUGCAUCUACUACAACGCCAACUGGGAGCUGGAGCGCACCAACCAGAGCGGCCUGGAGCGCUGCGAGGGCGAGCAGGACAAGCGGCUGCACUGCUACGCCUCCUGGCGCAACAGCUCAGGCACCAUCGAGCUCGUCAAGAAGGGCUGCUGGCUGGACGACUUCAACUGCUACGACAGGCAGGAGUGCGUGGCCACCGAGGAGAACCCCCAGGUGUACUUCUGCUGCUGUGAAGGCAACUUCUGCAACGAGCGCUUCACCCACCUGCCCGAGGCGGGCGGCCCAGAAGUCACGUACGAGCCACCCCCGACAGCCCCUACCCUGCUCACUGUGCUGGCCUACUCGCUGCUGCCCAUCGGGGGCCUCUCCCUCAUUGUCCUGCUGGCCUUCUGGAUGUACCGGCAUCGCAAGCCCCCCUAUGGCCACGUGGACAUCCAUGAGGACCCUGGACCUCCACCCCCAUCCCCUCUGGUGGGCCUGAAGCCACUGCAGCUGCUGGAGAUCAAGGCUCGGGGGCGCUUUGGCUGUGUUUGGAAGGCACAGCUCAUGAACGACUUUGUGGCUGUCAAGAUCUUCCCACUCCAGGACAAGCAGUCAUGGCAGAGUGAACGGGAGAUCUUCAGCACACCUGGCAUGAAGCAUGAGAACCUGCUGCAGUUCAUUGCCGCUGAGAAGCGAGGCUCAAACCUGGAGGUGGAGCUGUGGCUCAUCACGGCCUUCCACGACAAGGGCUCCCUCACGGAUUACCUCAAGGGGAACAUCAUCACAUGGAAUGAACUGUGUCACGUGGCAGAGACAAUGUCAAGAGGCCUCUCAUACCUACACGAGGACGUGCCCUGGUGCCGUGGCGAGGGCCACAAACCGUCUAUUGCCCACAGGGACUUUAAGAGCAAGAAUGUAUUGCUGAAGAGUGACCUCACGGCCGUGCUGGCUGACUUCGGCCUGGCUGUUCGGUUUGAGCCAGGGAAACCUCCGGGGGACACUCAUGGGCAGGUGGGCACACGGCGGUACAUGGCCCCUGAGGUGCUUGAGGGAGCCAUCAACUUCCAGAGAGACGCCUUUUUGCGCAUCGACAUGUACGCCAUGGGCCUGGUGCUGUGGGAGCUCGUGUCCCGCUGCAAAGCUGCCGAUGGACCUGUGGACGAGUACAUGCUGCCUUUUGAGGAAGAGAUUGGCCAGCACCCGUCACUGGAGGAGCUGCAGGAGGUGGUCGUGCACAAGAAGAUGCGGCCUGCCAUCAAGGAUCACUGGCUGAAACACCCGGGCCUGGCCCAGCUCUGCGUGACCAUCGAGGAGUGCUGGGACCACGAUGCAGAGGCUCGUCUGUCCGCGGGCUGCGUGGAGGAGCGGGUGUCCCUGAUCCGGAGGUCUGUCAAUGGCACUACCUCGGACUGUCUUGUCUCCCUGGUGACCUCUGUCACCAAUGUGGACCUGCCCCCGAAGGAGUCGAGCAUCUAAGCCCAGGACAUGAGUGGAUCUCCAGACUCAGUGGAUCUGAAGAGGAAAGGAAAAAAAAAAGUUGUGUUUUGUUUUGGAAAUCCCAUAAUACCAACAAACACGUAAAAUGCAGCUGCUAUUUUACCUUGACUUUUUAUUAUUAUUAUAAUUAUUAUUAUUAUUAUUAUUAAUAUUAUUUUUUGGAUUGGAUCAGUUUUUACCAGCACAUUGCUCUACUGUAUCGCAAACAGCGGACACGUCAGCAGGCGCUGAGGUGCUGAGCUGUGAAUGCAGAACCAGCGCCGUGCUGAGCAGCCUCGGCCACCUCCCGCCCUUCGGGGUUCAUUUGUCCCCCUUUCUCUUUGUUUGUUGUCUCAGAAUCUGUGACACAAAGAAACCCAUCUCCUGUCUUAGGAAACUUAAUGCUGCAAACUCUACCUAGAGGAACCUUUGAAGACUGUUACAUAAGAACACAUCUUCCUCAAAAGAGGAGUUUCCCUCUGCCCUCGUCCUCCACCCCACCCCCACCCCCCGCCUUUUACUGUGUUUUUCUCCCUUUUUAGACAGUGAGUUUAAGAAACAGCAGAUGUGUCUUUCACGGAUUAACGGGUGUUGUCCUGACCGAGGAAAAACUGGGCUGAGGAUGAGGAUGGUUUGGACCGGAGUUGGAGGGGAGGACAGAGCUGGGGGUGGGGUUUGGUGCAGAGCUACACUGGACCCGGGCAUAUUCGGAGCAACAUCCUUUGCUAUGAGACUACUUCUCAGGUAACCAGGAAUCGAGGGGAAGGAGUGUGUGGAGGCCAAGCAUUAACGGCAAGAGCAGGGUUUGGAGAAAGUCUGAAAUCAGGUGUGGCUCUGACCCGUCUGUUGGCCCUGACCAGUUUUUUCCACUCACUUGGGCUUGGGCAUAGGACAAAACAUUUUUUCUGCCCUGAUUUUAAGGUUAGGUAAGGGUAUAAAUCAUCACGGUUUAGUGAGUACAUUCUUCGUAAGACAUGAUACUGUAAAUAUCUUUAAUGGAGGAAAAGUUGAAAUAUGUACAUUGCUUCCUCCUGGAGCAGUUCAGGGAAAUGGCCACAGGGGGCGCUCUGCACAGUCAGGGCGGGAGAGUUUCCUGGGUUGGGCCUGCCAAGGCCUGCCCCUCCGGAGACCCCCCGAGUCCUGCAGUGCUGGCUCUGCCCUGUGUGGUGACGUUAUUGUCCCUUUCUGUGGCUCGUGAACACAGCUUUCUCCAGACCCUUUAAAGAGGUGCAUAUUCAAAAAACCGUUUCUCUGUUUUGCCAUAACCGUGCUCUCGUCAGUGAAUGUUCCUAAUGCUGCUGUUUCAACAUUUGAAUUUUUUUAAUUUAUGAAACAUGCAAAUUUUUUAAAAAAACAAAACACACACAUCCACAUAUACACACACGCUUUGCUAUGUGGCUUCCGAGGUUUAAAUUUUGAAGAGUAAGAGAAUUAAAACUUCACGACCACAGACCACCUCAAACCAGAAAUACCUCAGAAUUUUCUACUUGUGUAAGUUUUAUUAUAUAUUUUAUUAGUUGUGUUGUCUUGUAGUAAGUAUAUUUUAAUGUAAGUUGGCUUUUAUGACAAGAAAGUUUAAAAGAAAUAGAGAAAAAGAAAAAAAGUUGUGAGUCUUCUAGGGAGUGCUACCGUUUUUCUUUGAUAACGCCCCCUUGUAAAUAAUUGUCAUCAGCUGUAGGUUGGCUGUCUGGGCCGAGUCUGGGCAUUCAUCACUCUUAUUUGUGAAGGCUUUUCCUUCCCGUUUCUUUAGACCAUUUUAUUUAAAAACUGGAUCUCUUCACCUUGCGGGUAGGCGAGUUGGUGGGCGAUGGGGAGAGGUUGACUGGGGUGAGAAGGGGAGGGGGGAGCCUCCUCCUGAGCUAUUUGGAGGUUCAAGUGUUUCCCUCGACUUGAUUGGUCAUUGUUCAGGAUGACAGGUGACCCCACUUUAACUUGGCAAAACUGUAGCCUUUAGACCCACGUGAGGUAAUUUUACUCGAGACUUAAUUUCUUAAGCACAUUGGCAGCAGUGAUAGCGGAAUUGAUCUGUAGGCCUCUGGGUCCACACUGCUCGGGGCCGGUCUGUGACAGCGCGGCUUGGUGGUGAGGGCUCAGCGCCCUGUGCCGCGGGGGUUCUGGGCCCCUGGGCCAUGUCCUCCUCUGCGGGUUUGGGCACGGGGUGUGGUAGGAGGCGAGUUUGCUUCCCUCUCGGAGUUCAGUUUUUGCUUCAUGGGUCAAAAUGUGGGCUGGCCAAGGUGGCCACAGGGACAGGUUUUUGUUUUUGUUUUUUGGUAAGUUAUUUGUCUUCUGACUUUUCCUUUUUAAGCUAUUUUUUGCUGUGGUAUUUUUCUUCCCUCGGAAUAAUUUUUAACAGAAAAACAGGCCUUACAGCAGUUGCUUUUCUUUUCCACUUAUUUCUUUCAGAAGCUUUAAAAUAUUUAUUGAAAAGUGCCAUAUCUGAUUUCUCCAGCUUUCUCCUUAGGCAGUGCUGGGAGUCUCUAUUUUUCAACCCUCAGAAGAAACAAAUAAACCAGUAACAAAUGUAGCUAAUUUACCAUAGGAAUGAUUAGAUCCCUGAUCCGAGCCCGUGUGGAACACUAAACCCCAGCCUCUGUUUGGUUUUAGAUUUCCUCUGGGCAGUUUUCCUUUUGCGUGCUGGCUUGAUUCUUCUGGGAGCACGUUUUGGCCCUGCUGUGGGACCUGCGGGGCAGGAUGCAGGACGGACAGGGCAGGCCUUUUGUCUGGGGGCGCUCCCUCUUUGCUGACCCAGUGCUCAGCCACUGUCACUCCCUUUGGGGCCUUGGCACCCGAAUGAAGUGUCCAGAGAUGGCCCCGUGUGGUGUGGCCGGGCAGAGGGCUUCCGGCGGCCCCUUCCCCGCAUGCUAGGCUGAGUGUCCCUGACUGCUCGUGGCCAGGAGAAGGUGGGCAUCUCUCUCCCGGGCAUGCUGCUGGGGCCUGGGUGGGUCUUCCGCCUCUGAUAAAGUUACGUUUACUGUCAUGUCUUCUUCUCCGGGGAGUCAACCAUCCAGAGCUCUGAUUUGUGUCAGUGGGGUUGGGGGCCUCUGCCUGUGCUCUUCUCCACCAAGAUUUCUUGUAGCCUCCACUUCCGGCGAGCUCAGAUCACUGCUACAUUUUUUUCCCCCCGCCAAGCUCUGUGGAAGACCGGGGGGCAGGGAGUCUGGUAUCGCUUUCCCUGCCUCAUCCAGGGUGAGAGGGUGGCCAAGUCAGGGGACAGACGUGGCCCAGGCUCCCUGCCCCUUUCUUCCUAGUGUGCUGUCGUCCGGGCAGGCUUCUGGCUGCGGGGUGGACUUGUGGGGGGGAGAGUGUGUUCUGUUUGAUCGCUGUGGGGAGAUCUCCUGAGCCAGAGAGAUCCAGGAGUGAGCACGGGAAGGAGGAGACACGUGGGGACAGAGGCCGCCAUGCCACAGUGUCCUGCAGAGGACUCUUCAUGACGGGCAGCCAGGGAAGGCCAUGGAUGUAAUCGUUAGCUCAUGCUGGGGCUGGCAUAAGCUGGGCUUUCGCCUGGGGCUGUUGGUGCCUACCAGGAGUCCUUCUUUGGUUGAUUACUUGGGGUGUGAGGGCUGAGAAUGGACCCUUCUUAGGAGGAAGGGAGACCCAGCUGUGCAUAAAUGUGGUGAGCGCCUUCAGCCUGGUGUUCAGAUGGCCUUCCUGUCCUGUUGGCUUUCAGUAGGUGCCCGGAGGGGUUAGUCCUGCUGGGGAGGCUUCCCCGUGUGUGCCAACUGCUUCUGACUCAGAAUUCACUCUGUCUGUAUGUGGUCGCAUGUGUCCAGAACACGAAGGACCUUGUCCAGCCUCGAACAUCCUCAGGAUUCUUGAGCCCCCAGCUCACAUGUUCUCAGCCAAGGGAAAGAUCUGCCAUCUCCAGGCCACUGAGGUGGUUCUUCCCCUGCCCCUAGGGGCCAGGCUCACCCUCCUGUCAUGGCUUUCCUGUCAUGCUUUAGGGAGCUGAGCAGGGGACCAUGCAGUUCUGUGUCCCCUUUCUCUCCAGUUAGCCGCAUUCUUGCUGGCUGCUGCCCUGGCCCUCUGCACUGGGUGCUUGGGUUGCAUGUGUGUUUCCUUGGUGGCAAGCCCAGCCGUGUACUGCGGGUCCACCAUGUGCUAUGUGUGGCACAGAAAGCCCAUCAUGUGGCCCCUGUGCUCUGAGCCAUGAGGGCAGGGAGGCAGCUGUUGCCUGCAGGGUGGGAGGACUAGAUGACCCUCUUGCAGAUGGAAUUCUGCCUCUUUUUAGAAUGCAUUAGUUCCCAGCAUCUGUUGGUAAUACAAGGAUUUGAUGUUUUUUUAGUAGUAGUUCUUUAAGUAAGAUUCCUGACAGUUAAUUUGUAACCAGCAAUUCACGUAUGAAUGUAUCCCAGACCUUUAGGAGGCUUGGGGAAGUUUUAAAAGAUGAUUUUAGUUUUGUAGCAAAAAGAAAUUGAAGUUUAAAACGCACCCUCUCCCUUGGAAAUUAAUUUAUUUGACUCAGCCACACUUGACAAACAAUUACAGUCGGCCCUCUGUAUCCACGGGUUCCUCAUUCGCGGGUUCAACCAACCUUGGAUCAAAAAUAUUUUGGGGGAAAAAAUAAGAGAAAGUUCCAAAAAUCAAAACUUGACUUUGCCACCUACUGGCAACUCUUUACAUAGUAUUUACAUUGUAUUUACAACUAUUUACAUAGUAUUUAUAUUGUGUUUGGUAUUAUAAGUAAUCUAGAGGUGAUUUCAACUAUAGAGGAGGAUCUGUGGAGGUUAUAUGCAAACGCUACACCAUUUUAUGUAAGAGGCCUCUGCCUCAGUGGAUUUUGGAUUCCCAUCCCCCUGCCACACUCCUCCCCCAUACGGAGGGACGACUGUAGUGGGUCCAGGAGACCUAUACAUUAUCAUCAAGUAAAAGUCCAAAUUAUCUAGUGGGAUAUUUUGAAUAUUCCUAUUUUAAACUCAUUUUGGGUCCACUGUAAACUUUGGUUUGGACAAGAUUUUGAAUUUAAAGGAUUUACCACUAUUUAAAUUUUUACAAUUUUUACUAAGCUUUUACAUUUUUGUGACGGUAUCUUCCAGGUAUGAAUGAAGCAGGACGUUUUGAUUGUGGUACUCCAUGUAUCCCUGUAGUGCCAAAACCAGUGAUAUUUUAUUUGCUCCUAUGGCAGCUCGUAGCGAUAACACAAGUGUUUUUUCCUCAUGAAUUAAAAUGCAUAUUCUCUAAACGCCAGCAUGUGGAGAUGGGCCCUGUGCUGCCCUUUCUUCUCCAGGAGUGUCUUUGGAUUGUCUGGGGCCUAGACAAUUCUGAGAACUACUGCAAGCCAGCUACAGGACACUAAAGAAAUAUACACACGGACAUGUGUGUAUGCAGUGGAUUCUACAAACGUGGUUUCUUCUGGACAUCUACAGAAAAGCGUUUCAUUCAUUUGCGAAGUUUACAUUUUUAAGCUGACAGUUAUAAAAAAUACAACUCAUUAGCUAAUGCUUUUCAGGCAGGUGAGGAUGGGUUUUUUGCAAAUGGAUGAGUUCUGUCUUGAGUCCUGGGAAUUUCUGCUGUCUGUUGGGCGUGGGCUCAUUCCCCGAUUCUCCGAAUCAUGUUUGCAUUGGAAUGUUGUUAGGUAGCAUUGUAAAUAAAAGUAUAGGUUAUAUAAUAGAGUUACAACACUUGAAAUUUUACUUUAAAAGAUCUAUAGCACUACAUAUAUAUUUAGUUAUAUCACCUGACAGAUUUCUUCUGCACAGUGUGGAGAUUGCUUUAUACCACAGAUUAUUUUUAUAAAGUCUAGUGAGUUUCAAAUAAGAAUGAUUUUCUAAUCAGAGUAAUGAGCUUUACCUUUCAAGAUAAACAUACACUGGAGUGUAAGUGGUGUGGCGCUGUCACUUAGUGCUCCUGCGGAUUCUCGUUGAUACACUGGCAGAUUACAGACCAUCUUUGGGUCUUGUUUGACCAAAACUCCGCUCGUGGCUGUCUGUGUGGGACAGUCUGUGCAGGACGGGGAUGCUCAGCCCUGGUCCUUGCAGACCUGGAGGAGAGGGGCUGGGAGAGGCAAGAGGGGCCUGCAGUGUGCUUUACAGUCGUGCUUCCUCCUGAGGUUUCUUUUGAACAAAGGGUUCUGAGGUGAAUAAUUUGUUUGUAAGUUACUCUCAUGGGUGUCGUAGUGUGAAGGUGUUUUGGGGAACAGAAAUUGUAUGGGUGCAGAUUGGGGUGGGUUGGGACUAGAAUAAGAUUCAGGCUACAAACAUGGGAAGAGAGGAUUUGGUGAUUGGAGAAAUCUGCCAAACUGAAUUAUCUAGGACCAAAUUAUCCAGUUUUCAGGACAGAAUUCCCAAUGGAGUAAUCAUUCGGAAAGGGGGAGGGUGGCGUGUGGACAUAGUGAUCAGAUUAUACGGAGAGCUGCCAGACACACGUUAUCUUCUCUGGGAGGGCUGUUUGGAGGCGAGAGGGGCGGCAUUGGCUCGCCACUUUAGGCUAGCGAGUAACCCAGGAGCCUGUGGACGAGGCUCAGGAUCCUGUACCAGCAGCGCAUCUUUCCAGUAUCUACAAGGUUCUCCUGCUCUUCCUACGACGGUCAGCAUCACUGCCAUAAUCUGGAAGGCAGUCUUCAUGUUAGCCUUUUGAUUUUUUGGGUAGAAAGUGGAUGGUUAUUGGGUAAGCCUUCUUGAUGGGGAUGUAUAGGAAGUAUACAUCAUGUAUACUCAUCUAUACUCAAGUAUAGAGUCAUAUAGCUCAUACUCUGUAGCCGUAAUGGCUGAAGGCCUGUUCCCCAGCCCCUGCCUGCUGGCUUCAGCUGCUGCGUUCGGAGGUGUUCUGGUUGGGACAAUAUUGUCAGGAGAGUCCCUCAUGUGUCAUGUGAAACCAGCUGUGCUUUUAUUCGGUCUGAUCGAGAGUAAAGUUGUACGCCACCCCUUUUAUACUUGAAUGAAUUGAGUUUCGGCAGAUCCAGGAGCACUCUGGGAGCCAACCAUCCGUCCUUUACCUGUUCCCCAUCAAAGAACAUUUCUCUGCUCUCCAGCUACGUGUCUUGGAAUGUAAUUCUGUUGUGCCUUUGUUUUUGUCACCUGCCUCCCCCCAAAAGCAACUGCUGUAAGCUUUUUUCUACUUGUCUUUUCUAGCCCGAAACCCCACCUUUUUCCUUUUUCCCGGCUGUAUUUUCUGGAUGCAGUUCUGUGCUCCAGGUGUGUUAAGAACCAGUUACCUCAGACCUUGUGUUGAACAGUGUCACCAUCUGGGUCCUCUCGAAACUGCAGGCUUGUGACAUACACACGCAGGAACCCUGCCGAGUAUGGGUACUUAUUUGUUUUAAAGUAAAACUCUUCCCAAGGAUUGCAAAAGGGGCUUCUGGCAAGCUCUUCAUGGCCCUGCGGUGGGAUGGGUCUCGAGUGCCAUCUGAAGGGUGCUUUCCGCGCUCAACUUUGAAUUCUGCCAUUUUCAGUAUUCUGCUGUCUGAAUAGGCAGAGUGAUUCAACUGGUUGGCCUUGUACACAAAUGAGUUCUGAAAAUGAGCUCUUUGUAACACAUUUCCAGUCACUAAAGCUCAAAUGAAGAACAUUCCCUUAAAUGGCAGGAUUGAAACCCCCCGGCCCCCUAUCCACCACAGUGCAUUUUGGGAAGAUGUCUGUAGCAUAUGUUGCUGUGAAAUUAGGCCUUGCGGGUUAUGGCUGUUUGUCAUUUUGAUGUAUUUUAAAUAAAUAUAUAUAUAUAUUU
Molecule: messenger RNA, 9623 nt
Organism: Balaenoptera acutorostrata (minke whale)
Lineage: Eukaryota; Metazoa; Chordata; Mammalia; Artiodactyla; Balaenopteridae
Gene: ACVR2B
Product: activin A receptor type 2B
Exons: 11
Coding region: 351-1964 (537 amino acids)
Biological process (GO): protein phosphorylation; activin receptor signaling pathway; cellular response to growth factor stimulus
Cellular component (GO): activin receptor complex; plasma membrane
Molecular function (GO): ATP binding; activin binding; activin receptor activity
Source: RefSeq, a predicted model, not a curated record